This is a messenger RNA of Phasianus colchicus (ring-necked pheasant), 1482 nucleotides long. NCBI's taxonomy places the organism in Eukaryota, Metazoa, Chordata, Aves, Galliformes, Phasianidae. The record is from RefSeq and is a predicted model, not a curated record.
GUUUUUGGGGUGAUGUGGGGGCGAUUUGGGGUGAAGGGGGGAAGGCAGCACCCAGAAGCACCCACUGUAGGCCAAAAAGGUGCUUUAACACGUGACAACACGUGACAACAUACGUGACCGCCUGCCCCGACACGUGACCACACGCCACGACAUCACGUGACAACGCCCACAAACACCCCUAAAAUCACAUAGGGACACCCAGAACCCGACACACGGCUUCGACACGCGAUCACACGUGAUCAUAUGUGACAACACGUGAGCUCACGUGUCAACACGCGUGAUGGCAGAUCACAGUCGUGUGUCUCAGUACACGUGAACACCCACAAACACGCCCCAGAGACCCAAGAUGGCGCCUGGGAGCCGACACGUGACUUCAACACGUGACCACACGUGACAACAUACAUGACCGCCUGCCCUGACACAUGACCACACGCCACAACAUCACGUGACAGCACCCACAAACACCCCUAAAAUCACAUAGGGACACCCAGAACACGACACACGGCUUCGACACGUGAUCACACGUGAUCACAUGUGAGAUCACAUGAGCUCACGUGUCAACACGCGUGAUGGCAGAUCACAGUCGUGUGUCUCAGUACACGUGAACACCCACAAACACGCCCCAGAGACCCAAGAUGGCGCCUGGGAGCCGACACAUGACUUCGACACGUGACCACACGCGACCACACGUGACAACAUACGUGACCGCCUGCCCCGACAUGCGACCAGACGCCGUGACAUCACGCCACGACACGUGACAGCACCCACAAACACCCCUAAAAUCACAUAGGAACACCCAAAAAACCGACACACGGCUUCGACACGUGAUCACAUGUGACAACAUGUGAGCUCACGUGUCAACACGCGUGAUGGCAGAUCACAGUCGUGUGUCUCAGUACACGUGAACACCCACAAACACGCCCCAGAGACCCAAGAUGGCGCCUGGGAGCCGACACGUGACUUCAACACGUGACCACACGUGACAACAUACAUGACCGCCUGCCCCGACACGUGACCACACGCCACGACAUCACAUGACAACACCCACAAACACCCCCCAAAACCCCGUGACGGCACCCGGGGGGGCGACACACCACCCCAGCACGCCAGAACACACCACAACACGCCACAACACGCCAGCACACGCGUGUUCCCCGCAGGUGAUCGCCUUCUCGCGCCGCCGCUACCGGAUUUUUGGGGAAACUUUGGACAUUGCAGUUGGGAACUGCUUGGAUCGCGUGGCUCGGCUCCUCCAGAUCUCCAACGAUCCCAGCCCGGGUUACAACGUGGAGCAGAUGGCUAAGAGGGGAACACGGCUGCUGGAGCUGCCCUACGUGGUGAAGGGGAUGGACGUGUCCUUUUCGGGGCUGCUGUCGCACAUCGAGGUGAGCGCUGGCCCUUUAAGAGUCCCCAGGACCCCAUAAGGACCCCCUGACCCCAUAGGAUCCCAUAAGGACCCCCUGACCCCAUAGGAACCUCAGU